AACCUGUCUCAGUUGAGGAAUCUUCAGAAGAUGUUCAGAGUAGAAAAGGAUCUUCAGUGACACAAAAGACACUUAUUCCCAUGAAACCUAAGGAUUUGGAGUGUCUGGUACAGGAAGAGAUGUCCAAGCCAUGUGAGUCAUAUAAAGUAAUUCAUUCGCAUGACCAUCAAACUCUGGAUACGCUUGGGAACAUGGACUCCCUAGACCCCUCACCCUCAUCUGUACAACUCCAGAGGUUGAAAACAGAUGCAGAACAUUGUGGCCUUCUAAAUGGAUCCCAGGAUCUUCACCCAAAGGAACCAGCACAUGGUGAGACAUUGAAGGGAGUCAAACAGGAUGACUUCCCAAUUAUUGACCCUUCUGAGGAACACAGUAAGAUCAAAGUUGACCUGCCCUUGGAAAAACCUCUGGGGAAAUCAAAGUCUUUUGACUUAGGGGAGCUUCAAAUUUCGAAGACUCAGGAACCACUGAAGAAAGGAUCUUCUCAAACUCAAACAACCGAAGUCUUGAAGAUUCGGGAAGACCUUCCAAAGAAAAACCAGAAAAAGAUAGAUUCACAGACCAUUUCAUCUCAAGAAAAGGGUCACCAGGACACCCCACAACUACUGCAGUCCCAUGAAUCGGCUUCUAAAAGCCCUUCCAUUCUCCAGAAUUCAUCGACGCAAACAUCAGUACUUCCUGAGAUGGACCCAUGUUCCUUGCAGAGCCAGGAACUCAGAGAAAUGAUUCAGCCCCAGAGCUCCAAACUCCAAAGAACCACAAACUCCAAGAUGCUACAGGGACACCAUCAAGCAGAGAACUGUGAACUUGGAGUAGAAGAUAGUCACCCUGAAAUGCGAGGAAACCUGCAAAGAUCUCCUCAGUCUUUCCUUGUCCAAGAUAUCUUAUACCCUCUGGCAGAUACGUUCAGGAAAUCAAAAUCUUUGGAAUUGCCCAAAGGAAACAUUGGCCUGCUUCAGGGGUUGAAAAGACCAGACAUUUCCCGAUCUCAAGAAAAUGUGAAGGAAUGUCCUCAGAUCCUUGAUGACCAAACAUCAUCAUGGGAGAUGAAUAUGUCUUCACAGGAGAAAAAGAGUAGAUGUCCUACACAAAAGGAACUGAAGGACUCACAAUCUCAGGAAGAACUUGGCCAAAAUAAGCCAACUAUUUUAAAUCCUGAGGAUGAUCAUACCCAGAAGCUCCAAAGACAGGAAAGAAUGGAAGUUCUUCCUUCUCCAGGAGUUCCUCAGGAAUGUGUUUUUCUCCAGAUCCAGGGGAACCUGCAAAGCCAUCCAGAGUAUUUUGGAUGCGAAGAUUUAAACCAUCCAGAUGUUCUUCAACCUGAAAAACACUCAGCAAUACCAGAAACUCUUGAAUUUGAGAAACAUGGGGAAUCCAUAACUCAGUUGUCCUUAGUGUCUACAGAGAAAGGAGCUCUAUCAGUCUGGUGGCCCCUGGGAAAAUCGAAGUCUCUUGACUUUAGAGAACAUCAAGUCCCCUCUCUAAAGUCACUUCUGGGGGAGUUGGAUUGUUCUAAAACCCAGAAGAUGCCUUCAGCCAAUCUGUCUCAACCACAAAGAAAUCUCCAGGAUGAACAACGGAAAUGCAGGACUCCGCUGGUCUUCUCCAAAACCCAACCACUUGAGGACCUUAGUUCAAAAGAUAAGAUUGGCCAACAGGAAGAAAACCAUUGUGCCAACCAGAAAACGGAGCACAUGGAGCUGGAAGCUGAAAAGUCCCAAGAGCUACUGACGCAUGAGAGAGAAAUCAUGGCUUUCCAGAAACUGGAGGAUAUCCAGAUGUUCUGUUCCAAGGAAUACAGAGAAUUGGAAGCUCCUCAACUUCAGGUUAAUUCCCAGAGCUUGAAGGAGCCUCUUUGUACCGAUCAGGGUGUGCAGACAGAAUCCAAAUCUCAAGGACUAAGAAAGCCACUUAAUCACCAGGUUGAAAGAAAUCUACAAAGUCCUCCUAGCCUCAGGAACCUGCUGAGGAAGUCCAAGACAUUUGGCUAUGAGGAACCAACAAGUAGAGUUGAUCCUCACAUCCAGAAUGUCCAAAGGGAAGAAGAACCUGCAGAAAGGCACAGCUUGCAUGUCGAGAAGCAGUUGCUGCAGAGAUUUGAGGGACCAAAGUCACAAAUAAUCCAGGAGAUAAUUAAACCUGAAGUUCUUCAACAUCGGGAGAUAGCAAACGUUGAAAGCAUUGGGGAAUCUAGAGGACAACCCAACUGCCCAAAGGAAGCUCACAAAAUAGAGAUGGGGUCCAUAAAAUCCAAGAUAUCUCUACAUGCAAACCAGGAACCUCCUCAACAACAAGAAGAUACACAACACAUAGUUCCACAGGACAGUGUACCCCACGUUGUUCCACCUUGUGACAUUCCACAAUUUGGUAUUAAAUUUCUCCAGGAGCUGGGGAGGUUGCAUAAUGAAUUAAGUACCCUCAGACCAUCCCAGGAAGUAAAGGAUGGGAAGGCCAUUUGUCCCCAAAGUGCUAAAGUUUCCAGUCAACCACAGCAGCAAAUACCAGCUGAACCCCAAAUAAAUACAGGUUCUCAGGUUCUCCAGCACCAGAAAUGGAGCACAGCAACAUCUCCGCAGCCACCACCAUCAUCACCAGGAGAUUUCUCUGAACCUUCUAAGAUGCAGCCGCCGUCUCUUCAAUCUCCCCAAAGCCAAGGACCUGACCAGAUGCCAAGAGUAAAAAGGGAGUUGGCGAGGAACAUGGGGUCACCAAUGCAGAAGGCACCACAGAUGGUCCAAUGGCAAGAAGACUUGUCAAAAAAAUCAAUUGUGGUGUCUGGGAUGACAGAUCCUCCUUUCCUUCAGUCACUGGAAAAUGUGGAAGCAAAGAUCUUGGAUCUCCAGGAGCCCCUUAAUCUUGAAGGGAAAGUGAGAGAGAAAGAGCCAACGGUCAGAGAGUUACGAAAGGAUCAUCCCUCAAAUAUGAAAGAACUUUUAAUGGCAAAAUCAAAAUCCCUUGCACCUCAGUCAUUAUCAAGGACUCGGGAGUUCCAGCAUGAGAGAACAAAAACAGUAAAAGGUCUACCUUCCUUGGAUAAAGAGAUGGCCACUAAACGUAGACCUAUUUCCCAAGGACCAUUAAACAUCCAAGCAGAAGCCAUUUCUUCCCAAAACCAGAAAUUUCCCACAAAACAGGAAAACCAGAGCAUUCUUUUACCUCAGAAUCAGAAGGAAGCAAUGACCCAACAAGUAGGCCAACAUUUUCAGGAGAAGCAUAAGAGGUUGAAGCUCCAAGAAGGAAGGAACCUAAAAUCAUGGAAGGGCCAGGAACUGGAGUCUCUUCAGCUUCAAUGGAUGGAGGAGAACCAAGCUUUUCAGGAAUGGAGAAAGGCAGGAACUCUUCUGGCUGAAGGAACUCAACCAAGGAAUCGUUCAACCCGUGAGAAGGGCCUACUGAACCUGGGAGAUCUUGAGCCUGAAGAUGAGAGCAGAAGACUGGAGAGACUCUGGGAGCAGAAGACCACAGAGACCACAGCUAUGACUUUGCUCUCUCCCUCCAGCCCUGGAAAGCCCAGCGAGAUGAUAUGGGAGCCCAGCUCGCUCAACAUGGACAUUUCCAGAGAGACCUCUUUUGAUGCGGCCCAGCCUUCUUCACCAUCUUGGGAGAUCAAUGUCCACAUAAGGGUUACCUGUCCUGGGGACUCUCCAUCCUUGGAGAAGUCAACUGAUCAACCCCAGCCAGGUGAACCCAACCAAAAGGCCAUCAGCAGCUUUCCUGGGGAAGGAGUGGAUGGACAGCCCCUGCUCCCCCCUCGGCCGCCCAGCCGGGAGAAGGCCUUCCUCUGGCUCUCCCCACAGGACAAAAAGGAAGCUCUGCAGCGACUGGCAGAAACCCAGGCGGAGGGCGAACGCCGGCACCAGCGGGAUAAGGAGCGGCAAGCUCUCCGGUUCCAGGAACGGCUCUCUAUAGCCAAACGCCGGAGGUCCACGCAGGAUCUUCUGGGAGAUGGUCCAGGAGACCGAGGGCCCUGGGCAUCAGCAAUCUCUGAAGGCCAGGAUGAAGCUGGGCAGAAAAUGGCCGUGAAGACCCAUCUGGAGAAGAUCAAGAGAGAACGGACCAACAUCAUGCAGUCCAAGAGAGAGAGGAACACCCUGAAGUUCAAGGAGCUCCUGGACCCACUGGUGGUCCCCAGGGAGGAGAAGCCUACGCCGAGACAAGCAGAGGAGCUUCAGCAGAGGGGAAACCUCUGUCCUUCUGGAUCCCCUGGAGACCGAGUGAAGUUGGAGGCUCUUUCUCACAUCACCCGUAUGAUUCCCAAAGAAGAAUAAGUGUGGGGAGGAGGAAUGGUGGUGGAGGAGGUAGAGUGAAGAUGGUGAUGGUGGAGGAGGAGGGGAAGAAAAGGAGAACAAGAGAAGGGAGGAGGAGGAGGAGGAGGA
Messenger RNA from Pantherophis guttatus, 4376 nucleotides. NCBI's taxonomy places the organism in Eukaryota, Metazoa, Chordata, Lepidosauria, Squamata, Colubridae. The record is from RefSeq and is a predicted model, not a curated record.